Heterotrigona itama is the source of this 585-nucleotide messenger RNA. The record is from the annotation of a GenBank genome assembly. Lineage: Eukaryota; Metazoa; Arthropoda; Insecta; Hymenoptera; Apidae.
AUGCCACAGCGAUCGCCGUUCGCGAUCCAGGAGCUGCUGGGGCUGAAUGGUGCCGGAAACGGAAGCGGUACCGAUCGCGGCUCACCACAAGGAUCACCGCCGGCCGGCGUCUCCGCCGUUUCUUACGCGCCCACCGCGCCUCAUCACAAGUUAUGGGACUACAUGCCUAGCCUGACGAAUCAUCUGGGCAAUCUGGGGAAUCUUGGGAAUCUGGGCAACCUCACGGCCUCGCGGAUGGCCUAUCUGAAUGCGCAGGCGGCCGUCGCGGCUGCCUUCCUGCCGCCGCCCCACCCCCACCCUGCACACCAUGUACCGCAUCAUCAGGUACAUCAACCGGGACAACUUCCGGCCUCACCGGCCGGUGUCAACGUGCAUCCGGGUGCACACGCGCAGCACGUACUUCCGGGUACCGCAGUCACCGCGAACCAUCAUCAGCACAGUCCGACUCAGCACACGCCACCCCAUGGUGAGUUGAUCCUUCUUAUCAUUCCUUUUAUUUCAGACUUCAGUCUAGAAGACAACUUAUUCUCGAUUUUAAUUCGAGAACUCACUCAGCGAAAAGAGCUAAUUAGAUUUCGAUCCUAG